GCUUCAACAGCGUAGUUUUUAUAUACAUAUUGUUAAGCAUCUAGAAAUAGAAAGAAUAGGAUGCAUUCAAUAACAGUUUGGAAAUUGGCGAGACGACCAAACUACUUCACUAACGUAAACCAUAUAUACCCGUACUCAGAGGUGCCCUACAUCGGCGAAUACUACCUAGUCAGACUACCGCUAUCUUCCACUAAUCUCAUCGACCAUGUGGAUUACUGGGGCGAAGGCAAAAUCGAGUCCGAUGCAGGCGUAAGCGGCUUCGCAAAUUGCUACAACGUUAACCAUCAGUACCAGCUCGUCAGCAAUGGACCAGACAGAAACAGGAAAAUACCGAAUCGCGUUCCAGUCGUCAGCUACACCAACUGCAACACUGCUAGCUACAUCAAAGACAACAGUGUGAAACUCGUUACCCUCAUGGGUGCUCCCAUAAACAAAAGCUGCGCUCAAGAUAUUGCAAGAAUGAUCAAUUUUGAAACUGGCACCAUCAUAAUUUUCGGAUUUGAAGAAACGCAGGCAGACAUUAAAAAUCUUAAUGAAGAACUACAGAUUAAAGGGCUUCUUUAUUGUCACGGGUACCAACUCCCAGAAACGCUGCAAGGUGUGACUCUGUUCGGGGCCAAUAGUCAUAGAACGUACACAAAUAUAACAGAAAUGGGUGAAGAGCUACGUAAGAGAGUUGAAGCAGGUAAUUACGAUAGUGCAGUGAAUAUUACAUUAACUUUAGAUGGAAGUAGCAACGGAUCUACGAUAUCAGAUGUUGUAAGGAAACUAUUAGAGAAAGGAGUCAAAAAUACAAUGGAGUUUCUUAUAAGCUCUGGAACAGUUCCAACGAAAUUGUUACUAAGCACUUUCCUGUCGCCUUUAAUUUGAUUUUUAAAGGAAAUUUCGUUAAAAUAAUGGGAAAGAAGAAUUUCAAAGCUGUCAAAUUAAAUGCUAAUACAGAGAAGACUGUGGUUAAGAAUACAUUUGCUUGGUGCGACGGUAAAGAUAAUACAAGUGGUGCAGUCCGUUG
This is a messenger RNA of Leguminivora glycinivorella, 1012 nucleotides long. RefSeq lists its product as uncharacterized. NCBI's taxonomy places the organism in Eukaryota, Metazoa, Arthropoda, Insecta, Lepidoptera, Tortricidae. Gene Ontology annotation, cellular component: extracellular region. The transcript has a single exon. Bases 61 to 870 code for a protein of 269 amino acids. The record is from RefSeq and is a predicted model, not a curated record.